AUGUCGACAAUGCGGCUGGAAAGCAUUAAUUCCCAAGUAAGGUCCACAAGCAAUGGCCUUGAAACAAUAAAACAACAACACCCAGACGAUGUCGUGAUCACACUGGCCAUUCGAACACCCUUAUGCAAGUCCAAACGUGGAGGCCUCAAGGAUACUCUGCUAGAUGAUCUGGUCUUCAAAACACUGGAGCAAGUCAUCGCGCAGAGCAAACUAGAUCCAAGCCAGGUCAACGACAUCUGCCUGGGAAACGUCAGAGAUGCGAAAGCCUCUUAUUACGUCCGAGCAGCGGCACUUGCUGCAGGCUUUCCACCAACGACAUGUGCCUCGCACGCAUCUCGUUUCUGCUCUUCGGGGUUGACGGCCACGCAGCAUGUCGCGAAUGAGAUCAUCACAGGCACGAUUGACAUCGGAGUCGCCAUUGGGGCUGAAGCUCUUUCCACGGAAUACACUCGCUUGGACCGAGACUUCGUUGAACCGAUCAUGUCCGGAAGUCAACAUGCAGCAGAUUGCAUGAUGCCAAUGGGAGGGACUGCUGAGAUCGUGGCCCAAGAAUUUAACGUGACUCGUGAACAGCAAGACCAUUAUGCUGCCGAGUCCUAUCAUCGCGCAGAACAAGCACAGCAGAAUGGAUGGUUUGACGACGAGAUCGUGCCGAUUCGGGUAACAUUGAACGGGAAACAGGAGACUAUUUCUAAGGACGACUGUCUUCGAUCUGGAGUUACGCCUGAGAAGCUCUCUAAACUUCCGCCAUCAUUUCCUGACUAUGGCCCAACGACUCAUGCAGGUAAUGCGAGCCAGAUCACGGAUGGAGCGGCUGCCAUCAUUCUCAUGAAGCGCUCGAAGGCACUUGAGCUUGGUCAACCAAUUCUUGCAAAAUACAUCGGAACAAGUCUAGCUGGCUUGCCUCCUCGAAUCAUGGGCAUCGGACCAACCUACGCAAUCCCAAAACUUCUUGAACGCUUCGGCAUCGCGCUCGACGACGUAGAUGUGCUGGAAAUCAACGAGGCAUUUGCUUCCAUGGCAGUCUACUGCCGCGAUCAAUUGAAACUUGACUGGAGUAAAAUGAACCCUCGUGGAGGAGCCAUUGCACUCGGUCAUCCAUUUGGCUGCACAGGAGUGAGACAAAUCGUCACAGGCCUGAGUGAAUGCCGGAGAAGGAAGCAGCAGAUUCUGGUGACUAGCAUGUGCCUGGGCACUGGCAUGGGCAUGGCUGGUUUGUUCGUGAACGAGCAAUAUUGA
Cercospora beticola is the source of this 1239-nucleotide messenger RNA. RefSeq names its product thiolase family protein. Gene Ontology annotation, cellular component: peroxisome. The record is from RefSeq and is a predicted model, not a curated record. NCBI's taxonomy places the organism in Eukaryota, Fungi, Ascomycota, Dothideomycetes, Mycosphaerellales, Mycosphaerellaceae. Gene Ontology annotation, biological process: fatty acid beta-oxidation; phenylacetate catabolic process. Gene Ontology annotation, molecular function: acetyl-CoA C-acyltransferase activity.